AAAGAGGAAGUUUUGCAUGCAAACAAUGAAUCAGAGGGAAAAGUUGAAGAGUUAUACAAUCCUUUUAUUCUGAGAUAUCUAUAUCUUCAAAAAUCUCUGAGAUUAAAGCACACGUCUAUUAUUUUCAAACUCGUGUGGUUUUAGUCCAGAUAACGUUGCCUAGAGCUGAAACUAUCAACUAAACCAACACAAACAAACCUCAUGGCAGGAUCCGAGUCAAAAGCCUCCAAAGACUUGACUGCAAUGAUGGAGACGAUUAUGCAACAACUUCAGAGCAGGUUUCAGAACUUAUCUGACCAAAUCAUCUCCAAAAUGGACGAGAUGGGAACACGUAUAGAUGACCUGGAGAAGAACGUCGCUGAUCUCAUGACGCAAGCAGGAGCUGAGGAUCAUUAUAAAUCAAAUGGCUUUGAAGAGAGACCAAGCUGGCCAAAGCACUGAGCAGAAAUGUUGGAGAAGCUUGAGAUCAACAGAAUAUUUGUUUAUAUGCAUGAAUUAUUCACCGGUGCCUUAUUUUCUGUAUGAUUUAGGUUUGUAUAUAUGAUGUGGAUCUUGUACUUAAAGCAAUAAAUUAACUUGUUUAGCCUCUUGUGUUAAAUCGUUUCGAGGAUAUAAUAUAAACAAAAAUUUAAACUUGUAACAAGUUAAUAUAAAGUACCUCUUGCUGACAACUUCAAUGAUCUUUGAAAGCUGUCAUAAAACUAUAGGCCAAAAAGGCUUCAUUGGUCCAUUUUUAAUGUGAAAUACUUGCAAAGGACUUAGGA
Onychostoma macrolepis is the source of this 764-nucleotide messenger RNA. RefSeq names its product heat shock factor-binding protein 1. The record is from RefSeq and is a predicted model, not a curated record. Bases 202 to 441 code for a protein of 79 amino acids. Gene Ontology annotation, molecular function: transcription corepressor activity. The transcript is spliced from 4 exons. NCBI's taxonomy places the organism in Eukaryota, Metazoa, Chordata, Actinopteri, Cypriniformes, Cyprinidae. Gene Ontology annotation, cellular component: nucleus; cytosol. Gene Ontology annotation, biological process: cellular heat acclimation.